ACGACAGCCCACUUGUGCCCAUAACAAAACGUGUGAUCAUCUACAACCAUAUUUCACACCAAAUAUGGCAUACAGAUCACGAAGAGGAGGAUUUGCGCCACGUUCCACUCGUGAUAGACCACAUGGUGGUUUCCCAUACCAGAAACGCGAUGAACCGACCCUUGAUAUCGAAAAAUACCCGUUGGGGGAACUGUUACUGACAUUCCAGAGCAAUGACUUUGACAGUAAAACGGAGGAUUCCUUAGAUGAGGUCAUUCAAGACUGCACACAUAUCGCAUCCUACAACUGGGUUAGUAGGGGCUUGCCUACGAUCAUGAUACCGGGCAAACCACCAAAAUGGACCCCUUCGACCACUCCUCAACGUCUCCAAGAAGACAACGGUUCCUACUUCCGCGACCCAAACGCAGCCCACUUCCCACUCUAUCCAAUGCUCCCCAGCGUCCACGCCAUCCUAGAUCACAACCCAGUCUUUCCAACCCCCUCAAUCGACGUCUUCGCCUGUGGCUACACGCUGGGAAAUCUCCUUCGCUUCGUUCGCUUCAUUGACAAGCCAUUCCGCUUCACCUUCCAAACGAUCGGCAACACCGUCUUCUUCGUUCGCAAAGAAAACGACCCUCGCGAACUCCUUCAAGGCGUUCGCGGCUAUGGCCACACAUUUCCCGAGGCAUCUACAACGUGGGAGAGUAGCGUCAAGGGCUCCGAGUCGCACCAGCGGCUUGUCCAGUACAAUCUCGCUGGUCUGCAAUGCAUCGUACGCUUUGAAUGUGACGGCUACAUUGCCUCUGAAUCCACAUCAUCAUCACCUCGUACCAAGCAGACUACAGGUCUUGAUAUUGACAAUCUGGUCAAUGAAUUAGCCGCAACGUCUACCACCACCGUCCGACAAAAUUCCAAUCACUCUAAUCCAAAAGAGGAACUUUCUUUGACUGUCGAACACAAUAACCAAUCAACCCCACCACCAGAACACAUCUUUGACCUCAAAACUCGCUCCAACAAGCAUGGCAAGCAGAUCGACAUGCAGGAUAUGUACCCGAUCCUCUGGCUCAAACAAAUCCCCUACUUCAUCAUCGCAUAUCACGAUGGCCAUGGCGGAUUUUCACCAGCAACAACACACGUCAUGAACGUUGUUGACGCGCUCAAAACCUGGGAAAAGGCGAAUAGAGAGGCGAUCUUGAGAUUCCGAACGCUGCUGGGACGAAUUGUGGAAGUUGGGAGACAAGCGGAUGGGGAGAUUCUGGAGGUUGUUUGUUUUGGGAAGGGGCAGUUGGAGAUCAGGGGGGUGAGCGGAGAGAGGAAGACAGAGGCCGUUCUGCCGGAGGACGUGGCAGCGAAGUGGGCAAGUGUCGAUGUUGAAGAUGGUGAUGAUGGGAGUGAAAGUGAGAAGGAGGAGGAGGAUGAUUAUGACCAGGGCGGAGGUUUUUCUUUUGCGGAUGAGGAUGAGUGGGACGAUUACACGGCUUGUGGUGAGGAUUGCGGGUACUGUGGUAAAUGCACGUACUAAGUAUCUUUGUAUACUGUGCGAGCCUUAUUGCUGGAGGGCAAUGGGCAUAAACUUUCUGUAGUUUC
Molecule: messenger RNA, 1566 nt
Organism: Periconia digitata
Lineage: Eukaryota; Fungi; Ascomycota; Dothideomycetes; Pleosporales; Periconiaceae
Source: the annotation of a GenBank genome assembly